Messenger RNA from Lepus europaeus (European hare), 5189 nucleotides. It is a transcript of the gene C3H6orf132, whose product is annotated as chromosome 3 C6orf132 homolog. The record is from RefSeq and is a predicted model, not a curated record. NCBI's taxonomy places the organism in Eukaryota, Metazoa, Chordata, Mammalia, Lagomorpha, Leporidae. The transcript is spliced from 5 exons. The coding region runs from base 102 to 3971 and encodes 1289 amino acids.
CGGUAGGGUCCCCCGGGCGGCGCGCGCGAAGGUGACACCCGGGCAGGGCAGGGCGAGCCGGGCAGGUGCCCGCGGCGCCCGCGCGGCCUGCGGCGGCCAGCAUGAAAAAGAACCAGACGGUGCAGGGCACCUUCAGCAAACUCUUCGGGAAGAAGCACGCCAGCCCCGGCGCCACCUCCCUCUACGCCACCAACCCGCCCUGGAUUUUCACCCAAGAGGCCCCGGAGAACGCGACCAGGGACUUUGAUGGCAUCUACUAUGGAGACAACCGGUUCGACGCAGUAAGCGAGUCGGGAACGGCCACGCUGAAGGCUCGGCCCAGAGUGCGGCCCCUGUUGACCUUCCUUCCCCUGAAUGCCCAGGAGAACCAUGGGCUGGCCGUGCCCACCCCCUCUGUCCCAGAAGACUUUGCAGACAAGGCCGUGACAGGCACCGGCACACUCGUCAAUGGCAAUCUGCGGCUGUACAGCUCUGUGGGGGACCUCCGGCCUGGGCACUAUGGCCAGGACCCGCUCAUCCCCCCACCACCCCCGGGCCCGGCCCCGCGGCCACCCCAGGACAUUUCACCACCUGCUGUGGAGUCCCCACCACCCCCUCCACCUUCCUUGGCUCCUCCCCCACCUCCCCUGCUGCUGGAACCCCCACCCCCACCCAGCACAGCCCCACCUCCACCCCCCAUAGCCGGGGCCCUGUCCCCCCCAUCCACGCUUUCCUCCCCUUCGACACCCACCCCUCCUGACUUCAUCCCCCCUGCCCCGCCCUUGGCCUUCUCAGCCCCGCCCCCACCCCCCAUGCCAGCCCCCGCACCCCCUGCACCAGUGUCCCCUCACACAACGGGGACCCGUCUCUUUCCCGCUGGGGGCGUCACCAAGUGGAAAUCGGAGGUGGCACUGAAUGGCAGGCAGCCAGAGGCUCCCAGAACCAGCCCCCCCAGGAGCCCUGCUGAGCUAAAGGGGGGCCCCCUGCCACCUAACCCAGAGCCCCACCUCACCUUCCCCCGUGCAUUCAAGGUGCCCCCUCCAACCCCAGCCAGGACUUCAUCCAUCCCAGUUCAGGAAGCACAAGGGACUCCCCCAGAGGAAGAGGGGACCACCAAGAAGACCCCCAGCCGACUCUCACUGCCUCCCACCUUCCACAUCCGCCCCGCAUCCCAGGUCUACCCCGAGAGGGCCCCUGAGCCAGACCACCCUGGGGAGCUCAAGGCAGGGGCACCUGACAGCCCAAGGCUCUGCCAGUCCCAGACCAAUGAGCAAGCCCCCGCCCCGCCCCCUCCUGCACCCCCCCUCCCGCCGCCUGCUCCCCCCCUCCCCACCGCGGCCCCACCCUUGCCUUCUGCUGAGAAGGCAGCCCCUCCACCUGCUGGGUUUACAAAAAGCCCUAAAUCCAGCUCUCCUGCUCUCAAGCCCAAGCCCAGACCCAAAUCCCCCAGCCCAGAAGACACGGCCUCUUCAGCUCCUGUGGACUGGUGGGACCCCAGCCAGAUGGAAAAGCUGCGGAGCGAGCUGGCUGCCUAUCUCUGUGGCUCCAGGAGAGAAGACCGCCCACCGCUGGGUCCUAAGCCGGGCCCAACCGUGUCCUCCCAGGGCAAGGAGGGCAAGAGGGGCCCCAACCUGCCAGAGACCCAGGAGAUCGCCCGCAGUGCUCCUGGGACAAGUUCUCGCAGCGAGGGUGCCAGCCUGGCCUUACCCCCAGUGGACUACAUCCCCCAGGACCCCCCGGCUCCCAGCGUCCAGCAGAUCCGGAACGAGCUGGAGGCCCGGCUUGCCUUGGCAGCAGAGAAGGAAGCCAAGCCCAGCGUAGCCUCUGCGCCUCCCAAAGGGGGAAGAAUCUUUGAAAACGGGGCUAAUGGCAAGUUCCCCAAGCCUGUGUCCACCUCCCCUCUGCCAGCCACACCACUCCAGUCCAAGGUCACACCUGGACCAGCCACAUCACCCAAGGCCACACUUGGACCACCCAAAGCCUCAUCUGGAGCAACCUCACCAACCAAGGCCACGCCUGGAACAGCCACACCACCCAAGGCCACGCCUGGACCACCCAAAGCCUCAUCUGGAGCAGCCAUACCAGCCAAGGCCACGCCUGGAACAGCCACACCACCCAAGGCCACACCUGAACCAGCCACACUAACCAAGGCCACACCUGGACCAGCCACACCUGAACCAGCCACACUAACCAAGACCACACCUGGACCAGCUACACCACCCAAGGCCACACCUGAACCAGCCACACUAACCAAGGCCACACCUGGACCAGCUACACCACCCAAGACCACACCUGGACCAGCCAUACUAACCAAGGCUACACCUGGAGUAGCCACACCACCUAAGGCCACGGCUGGACCAGCUACACCACCCAAGGCCAUACCUGGACCAGCCACACCACCCAAGGCCACGCCUGGACCAGUCACACCACCCAAGGCCACGCCUGGACCAGCCACACCACCUAAAUCAUCACCUGGACCAGCCACCGCAGUCAAGGCCACGCCUGGACCAGCCAGUGCCACAACUCAGCCCACUAUGUCGUCCCAACUGAUGGUGGAGAAGAACCUCAUCGCAGAAGGCCAGAGGGAGAAGUCAGAAUCUCGAGAGGAUGCUGUGCCCUCCCAGCCAAGGGCGCAAGGGUCACCCUCGGGAGCCAGUAGGCUGCCCACCCGGGAAGCCCUCCCAUCUCCCACCCUCCCACCAAAGACCUCCCCUGGCCGGGAAGAAGUGCCUUUUGUCUAUAAGCCCCAUGGUGGCGGGCACGGCCCCAGCAGAGAGGUUGCCGUGGUGAUGCCCACCCUGGCCGGAGGAGAGGCUGCCGGGCUGGGGGGCCCUGUCGGGGUGAAGGAGCCCCAGGGCCUGCCCGCGGACCAGCUCCUCAGACACCCGGUGACGGGGGAGGUGGUGGAGCAGGGCUCCCCCAUGGCCCUGCUCCUGGCAGCCCGGCAGAGGGCGCAGAAGGGGAGGCUGGGAGGGGCCGCCGUGGGGCGGUCCUCGCUGCCCGGGAGUCUCCGCGGCCACAACAGCCCGCCGGAGGCCAGCUCCGACAGCAUUUUUUAUAGCGAGGGCCGCCCCAACUCCUUCACUGUGGUCCCCAAGCCAGCCAAGGAGGUUGAGAGGGACUCUGCGCCCAGCUUAUCGGCCGGGUCCUCGGUUCCCAGCCAGUGGACGCCCCAGCCCCGCAGAGACCCGGAGGGCACAGACCCCAUCCAUAGGCACAAAUGGACGAAGGCUGAGCCCCAGGCCCCGGUGGCCUGGGAACUGCCAGCUCCCCCCAGCCUGCGCCAGGGACGCCUGCUGCCCAAAUCCUUCUCGUCGCCACCUUCCCCUUCCUUCAAGAGGGAGGAGGAGGAGGAGGAAGAGUUCAACUAUGAGGUCAUCCCACCACCCCCGGAGUUCAGCAACGACCCCGAGCCCCCCCUCCAGCAGCCCGGCCACAGGGGCUCCCCUCCCCGGAAGGACUUCUCAGACUUGGGGCGGCCCCUGGGCGCCGGCCUCGCGGCGGCUCCCGGCUUCUCGCGCUUCCCCAGGGCUGCGCCCUACUCCGAUGGCGGGGGACCCCAGCGCUUCUCGGGUGCCGGCCGCUCGCUCAUCAAGAAGCGCCUGUACGUUGGGGAGCCCCUGCGCAGCUCCGCGCUGCCCCGCAGCGGCCCCGGCCGCAGCCUGAGCACCCCCAACUGCUUUGGGCCGCAGCCAGGAGCCCCCUUCGCCGCAUCCGCCGGCCCCGAGAUGCGCCGGGUCAACUCGGCCGGCCGCGCGCCCCCUGGCGGCCUGCACACACCCAGGCCGGCCCCUGAGGGCGCCCCCCGGGGCAUCACAGAGGCCAGGCCCAGAGGCGGCAGCGGCGACUACGGCUUCGCUCCAGCCGCAGGCAGGUCUCCCCGCAGCACCCCCCACUACGGAAGCCCCAUCAACACAUUCACCGUACGUCCAGGAACUCGACACCCCAUCUCCUAUGCCUACACAGGGGCCCACCGGAAAGCGGCGUCCUGAGCCCGGGGUUGUCUCAGCUCUCCCCCGAGGGGUGGGACCUGGGCGCCUGUGCUUGUUGGGGGGAUGGGAUGGAUGGGGCAGGUGUGGGGCAGAGGGGGCUGUGGCUGGGGACCCACAGUGAGUGAGAAGCCGCAGGGAAGCUGCAGAGUGGUGUUUCUCGAACCACUGGUGGCUGUGGGCUGUUACAUGUGGGGGGUGGGAAGGGGCUGCAGGGAGGAGAGGGGGACUUUGAAGGCCCUGGGCCCCGGGCUCUGGCUCUCUCUCCAGCGCUGUCUGUUUUAGCAAGACUUAUUUAAAGCAGUUUGACAAGCACAGCCUUCUGAGCAGAUUCUAAAAGCAAGGGUCCCGGCCCUCGCUGUGAAUCGGAAGCCAGGGAGGUGGCUGUGACCGCCUGUCAGGCCCUCACAGGGGCCCAGGCCCAGCCCUGUCCAGCAGGCGCUACAGGCGGCUCUGUAGCCUCCACUCGUUGCCACCCCAAGAGGUGACCCCUGGGAUCCCCGGCCACACUGAAGCGAGACCAGGGGUAUGCAUGCCCAACUUGUGGAGAAGGUUCUGGAACAGAGGCCCUUGGCAUUGGCCAGGAGCAGGGGUGGGCAGAUGGAUGGUUUGUUUCUCCCUGGCUUUGAGGGAGGAGACCUGGCAAGUUUGAGAUGAGACAGGCCCUUGCAACACUGACAUGGGGGACGGGGCCCAGGGAGCUGUGUGGUCAGAGGCCUUACACGGCCGGCUCUUGUGGAAUUUGGAGGAUACUGCAAGUGCCCAGUAUUACUGAGGCCUUCACACGUGUAGCCGGGAUGCUGGGAGAGUGGAAGGCAACAGAGAACAGCUGUCCGAGAGGAGUUUGCUACAGGAGAGGAUGAGUUUUGGAAAGUCACGAGUGGCCGGGCUAGGCCAGCUCCGAGGAGACGAGGCCCAUCAGGAGGGUGGCCAUUUGGUCUUGCCGGGUGGCCCAGGAUUUGCUUGUUUCCCAGGAAACUAGACCCCAUUCCAUGUUUCAAAAAGGGUCCUGGUUUGAAUGAUAUGUGGUUGCUAAGCAUAGCAGGGGCAGCAUUUCUUGGUCUGGUGGCCUGUGUUCCAGUCGUGCCCCAGCACAGCACGGGCCCUAGAGCUAUGUGUGUGUCCACUGGUUUAUAAGGCUUGAGGGCUGGGGCGUGGGGAGGGCAGAGGAGGGCUGGGUCUCACUUGGUUUGGGAAAUAAACAGGCCGGUUUGGACUGGC